This is a messenger RNA of Exophiala aquamarina CBS 119918, 1146 nucleotides long. RefSeq lists its product as uncharacterized. The coding region runs from base 1 to 1146 and encodes 381 amino acids. Lineage: Eukaryota; Fungi; Ascomycota; Eurotiomycetes; Chaetothyriales; Herpotrichiellaceae. The transcript has 7 exons. The record is from RefSeq and is a predicted model, not a curated record.
AUGAUAGAACCACGGGCUGCCGCCGGGGUACCACCCAACCCUCAUGGGCAGCAACUUGCAAAUGUCAGUAUCAUCAUGUGCGCUCUUGCCGGUGUGACCGUCAUCGCAAGGCUUUGCGUUCGGAUUUUCAUGCAACGGAAUACUGGCUGGGAUGACUACACCCUUAUCGCAUCUUUGGCCUUGGCCAUUGGGAUGACGAUCUGCUUCAAUUAUGAGGUAUAUUACGGCAUGGGUCUGCAUACUCAUGAACUUGAUGCGGCCAACAAGGUCAAAGCAUUCUUGUGGCUGUGGGUCGCUCAACUACUAUAUAAAUUUGCCAAUGGCAUGACCAAAAUUUCUCUUGUCUUGUUAUACCUGAGAAUCUUCCCGAGCCGAAUAUUCAAGAUGAUUUCCUGGGGCGUCAUCGCAUUUGUGAUUUGUUACUGUACUGCUGCAGUAUGCACAAGUAUCUGGCAGUGCGAUCCCAUCGAGAAAGCCUGGAGGAAAACUCUUCCAGGUCACUGUAUCAAGAUCGGUAUCCUGUGGUACGUGAACUCAGUGUUCACCCUCCUAGCCGAUCUGAUGCUCAUCAUCCUCCCAAUGAAUCAAAUUGUGCGCCUGAAAUUACCACUUUCUCAGAAGAUCGGAUUAGCCUUCGUAUUCAGUCUAGGAAUAUUCGUCAUGGCUUGCACCAUUAUUAGAUGUGUGGCUUUGGGCCCAACAGUCUCUCAAAAUGACUCAGUCUAUUACCAAGCCAAGUCUAACAGCUGGACAUUUCUCGAAGUCGACGUCUCCAUAAUUUGCGCGGCUCUGCCCAUCCUCAAAGCCCCCUUGAGCAAACUGUUCCCACGUCUCUGGGGCAACAGAACAACAGCUGCAGAAACUGGUGCUUCUGGUUCCGGCAGAGUCAGCCAUGGAGGUCACAACAUCGGGAUGAAGAGCUACGGCGACUCUCAGAUUCGAUCCGGCCACCGACAUUCGCGAAAUCUCACCAACAACAACGAUCCUGAAAGUGACGAGGAGGGCAUGUUGGACUCAAAAGGCAUUCGUAAGACAACAAAUAUAACUUUCGACUAUGAAGAGGGGGAAUCAAUGAAGGGUUCGGAGAAAAGAGGCGUUGGUGCGUUCGACUUCGAACUCAACCAAGACAUUUCGCGAAGCCGCUGA